AUGAAGGCACCAGGGGAACGAAGAGACACAUCAAAGUGGUGCGACUUUCACUCUGACCAUGGUCAUAGAACAGAAGAUUGCAUCACGUUGAGAAUGGAAGUAAACGAGCUACUGAAAAAAGGUCACUUGAGAGAAUACUUGUCCGACAGGGCUAGGAGUCGCAUCGACGACAGAAGCAAUGACGAGGUGCAAAGAAAACCAUCUCCCUGCUCAAUCUCCAAGCAUGAUCGAAUCAUCAACGUGAUAUCGGGAGGAUCAGAGGUUAGUGGAAUUACUCAUUCUGCUGCUAAAAAGAGUACUAGAAUAGCUAGAACUCAUCAUGGAGAUGUCAAAGCUAUAUGCGAGCGACUGUCGAAGUGCACGAUUAGCUUUGCUUCAGAUGAAGAUAAGUGUGUCCUAGCUCCACAUCAUGAUGCAUUAGUCAUAUCUUUGACAAUCGCUAAUAGUCUGAUGAAAAGGACACUCGUUGAUAAUGGGAGUUCGACCAACAUUCUCUUCAUGGAUGCUUACAAAGGAUUAGGGCUGGAUGAGAAUGCACUGACGCGAAAAUCCACACCACUGGUAGGAUUUAGCGGUGAAGUAAAGCAGACCAUAGGAGAAGUGACGCUGCCUGUGUAUGCAGGAGGAAUUAACCGACAGACAAAGUUUCUGAUACUAGAUUGUGCUACUGCGUACAACGCAAUUAUGGGACGUCCCUGGAUUCAUGACAUGGGGGCAGUGCCAUCGACACUCCAUCAAACCAUAAAAUUUCCUACUCCAUGGGGAGUCAAAGAGAUCAAGGGAGAACAAGAGCAUGCACGUUCAUGCUACCAAACUACCCUAAAAGGGAAAGGUCAUGAGCUAUAUCAACUAGAGAUCCAAUCGUCGAUUCCACAUACCAAAGAAGCAGAGGUGGAACAACUCUGUGAGAUCCACUGA
Messenger RNA from Microthlaspi erraticum, 918 nucleotides. NCBI's taxonomy places the organism in Eukaryota, Viridiplantae, Streptophyta, Magnoliopsida, Brassicales, Brassicaceae. The record is from the annotation of a GenBank genome assembly.